Messenger RNA from Oikopleura dioica, 726 nucleotides. Lineage: Eukaryota; Metazoa; Chordata; Appendicularia; Copelata; Oikopleuridae. The record is from the annotation of a GenBank genome assembly.
AUGAAAGUUUUCCAAAGUCUUGAAGGUUACGGAGAAGGAACGAAAACCAAUGGAAAGAGGCUGCGAUAUGUUCCUGAAAAAGAUCGAGAGGAAAUUUUCGAAAAUUAUUUCAGAAUUUUAAGCGACGAGCCGUGGCUAAACUGCACUGAUAUCAAACACUGCACUGCUCUAGAAUACCAGCUGCUCGCUGAAAAGAUCUGGGCGGACAUGGCUUUCGUUUUACCAGCUUUUGAACACGCUCUUCUUUAUUCGGAUAAAUCUGCCUUUGUCGCUGUUUAUUACUUGAAUGUUGAUAUGAAAAAAAGCCAGAUUGAAUAUCCAAUUCCCGGAGCUGGCCACGCCGAGGACAUAAUGUUCAUGCUCGAUGUUCCCAGCAUGGAGCUCAAACUCAACGGAAAAUCAACGUCGCUUUGGGAGAUUCUUCAUAGUCCACCUUCAAACCCUUACAGGCCAGAAGAAUACAUGUACCACAUGGUGGAUAUUUUUGUCAAUCACUGGGCCUCCAUCAUCAAGCAUGGUCAUCCGGCCUCGCCUUGGCCUCAGUUUGAACGAGAAUACAAGCAUUUCGUCGAAUGGACGAAUAACGCCACCCAUGCGAUCGAAAAAGUUCAUUCUAAACUCCCGCCAACGAUCGAAUUCAUGAUCGAUACUUAUGGAAGCCUGGGAAGCUCGGCAACGGUGAUUUCUUCUUCUCUUUUUGCACUUUUCUUCGCGCUGCUUUUCUAG